This is a messenger RNA of Ilex paraguariensis (yerba mate), 264 nucleotides long. The record is from the annotation of a GenBank genome assembly. Lineage: Eukaryota; Viridiplantae; Streptophyta; Magnoliopsida; Aquifoliales; Aquifoliaceae.
AUGUACCAGGCUAGGAUGAUAUCACCUCUGCAGAAGACCUCGGCAGUUGGCACUUGGUACUGGAGGGCCUCGGCACUGAAAUCUGAUAACCGCACCCUGCCGAGGCCUGUAGUAGAGGUGAUGUUGGUUAGAAGCUGCACUUACUCCCAAAUUUCACAGAUUUCAGAGCCACCUACCAAGACAAAGCUACGACCAAGGUGGCACAAAGCUGGGACUAAUUGUGAGCAAGGACCAUGUAAAAAUUCUCGACUGAAGCCAGCCAAU